AUGUCGUCUACUGAAUUUCCCCGCAUUCGGGCCUGUCUCUUUGACAUGGACGGCCUUUUGCUCGACACAGAGGAUAGAUAUACCAUAAUGACAAACGAGAUUCUGCAAAUGUACGGCAAGCCUUCUUUGCCGUGGUCCAUCAAGGCUCAAUUGCAAGGAAGACCUGCUCCUGAGUCGAGCAAAAUCUUCCACGAAUGGGCCCAUCUCCCCAUUUCACACGAAGAAUAUUCGCAGAAACAAGUCGAGCUUGCGCCAAAGUACUUUACCGCAUCCAAGCCCUUGCCCGGAGUCGUCAAGCUGCUGAACGACCUUCGCUCGACGGAAAAUACCGACAAGCCGGUGUACAUCGCCUUGGCCACAUCGUCCCACCGAAAGAACUAUAAGCUCAAGACGGACCACUUGGCCGAUCUCUUUGCCCUCUUCCCAGAGCAAAGGAAGGUCCUAGGUGAUGAUCCCCGAAUCGGACAGGGACGUGGGAAACCACUGCCGGACAUUUAUCUGCUUGCGCUUGAGACUAUCAAUGACGAGCUCACAGAGCGAGGAGAAGAACUCAUCAAGCCAGAGGAAUGCCUGGUAUUUGAAGAUGCGGUACCCGGCGUCGAGGCUGGCCGUCGAGCCGGUAUGCAGGUCAUCUGGGCCCCCCAUCCCGGCCUACUGAACGAGUACAAGGGAAGAGAGGAUGAGGUUCUUGCCGGAUUGACCGGACAGCACAAAGAAGAGGAGAAGUCGGAACCGGAAAAGGAGGUCCAGUCUCUACAGGCAGAGAGAUUAACCCGGGGUCAGCACCCUGGCAAACUCGGCACGCUAAAAGAUGGAUGGGCUCAAAUUCUUCCCUCGUUGGAGGAUUUCCCUUAUGAGCGGUAUGGUAUUACAAUCACGUAG
Messenger RNA from Talaromyces rugulosus, 882 nucleotides. RefSeq lists its product as uncharacterized. Lineage: Eukaryota; Fungi; Ascomycota; Eurotiomycetes; Eurotiales; Trichocomaceae. Bases 1 to 882 code for a protein of 293 amino acids. The transcript has 3 exons. Gene Ontology annotation, molecular function: phosphatase activity. The record is from RefSeq and is a predicted model, not a curated record.